Molecule: messenger RNA, 3563 nt
Organism: Nelumbo nucifera (sacred lotus)
Lineage: Eukaryota; Viridiplantae; Streptophyta; Magnoliopsida; Proteales; Nelumbonaceae
Product: protein TIC110, chloroplastic-like
Biological process (GO): protein import into chloroplast stroma
Cellular component (GO): TOC-TIC supercomplex I
Source: RefSeq, a predicted model, not a curated record
UGUGAGCAAGUCAAUGAGUCAUGAUUCGAUCCUUAUGCCGUUUUACCGUUAUCGUCCGGCUGAAUCGCUGAGUUAAUCCGGGUCAUUGAGUCAAUCUUGGUAAAUCGCGAUUUAUGCAACCUCACCAGUUGAUAAAUGAUUUUAACGUUUCUAGAUAAGCUGCCAUUUCACUCUGCGUCUGUUUUAUCUUCUUCUUCAGUCCCCUAUCUUUAACUCCUCUUCGGUCUUCUCGCCAGUCCGCCACCCUCAAAACCCUAAAACCCUAGACGCCGCUGCACUCAUUUGUGUUCUCUUUUCUUCUCUUUUCAGAGAAGGAGGAGAAAUGAAUCUUUCUCUUCUCGUUCCUUCUUCUUCUACCAAUUAUCCCGUAUUGUGCUCUCAGUUCAUAAACCCCAAUUCCCUUUCCAUCAAAACCUCAAGAAAUUCUCUCAAUAGAAGACGCCGUUACCGGGUCUCCCUUAUUCGGAGCUCUGUUGCUGAUGCAACAGAAUCGAGGGAACCGAUUAAUUCGUCGGUCUUUGGGGGAAAGAAGGAGCUCUCAGGUGUGCAAUUACUUGUCGAUGGCUUGUCUCCUUCGGUUAGGUUGGCGAGCUCGGUUGUUAUAGUUGCUGGUGCGCUAGCUGCUGGCUACGGGCUAGGGUAUCGAAUUGGAGGGACCCGAAACGCUGGACUGGGUGGUGCCAUUGCAUUUGGUGCUGCUGGUGGUGCUGCAGCUUAUGCGUUGAACUCUUGUGUUCCGGAGGUUGCAGCGGUGAAUUUGCAUAAUUUUGUGGCGGAUCAUGAUGAUCCGACGACCUUGAAGAAGGAAGACAUUGAAGGAAUUGCCAAAAGAUACGGUGUUAGUAAACAAGAUGAGGCCUUCAAUGCAGAGCUUUGUGAUUUGUAUGGCCGGUUUGUAUCUUCUGUUCUUCCACCUGGAAGUGAAAAUCUCAAAGGCAAUGAAGUAGACACUAUUAUUAAAUUUAGAAGUGCUCUUGGCAUUGAUGACCCAGAUGCAGCUGCUGUGCAUAUGGAGAUUGGAAGGCGCAUUUUCAGGCAAAGGCUGGAAACUGGUGAUCAUGAUGCUGACAUAGAGCAGCGUCGGGCAUUUCAGAAGCUAAUUUAUGUCUCGACACUUGUGUUUGGAGAAGCAUCAACAUUUCUUUUGCCUUGGAAGCGUGUAUUUAAGGUCACUGAUGCUCAGGUUGAGGUUGCUAUUCGGGACAAUGCCCAGAGAUUGUAUGCGUUCAAGCUAGAAUCAGUUGGAAGAGAUAUUGAUGAGAAACAACUUAUUAGCCUGAGAGAAGCACAACUUCUAUAUCGGCUUUCUGAGGAGCUUGCUUCUGACAUGUUCAGGGAGCAUACAAGGAAAAUUGUGGAGGAAAAUAUUUCCAGGGCACUGGAGGUUUUAAAGUCCAGGAGUAGAGCAGUGAGAGGAUCAACACAAGUUGUGGAAGAGCUUGAGAAGAUUCUUGAAUUUAAUAAUUUGCUCAUGUCCUUGAAUAACCAUUCUGAUGCUGGACGCUUUGCCCUUGGGAUUGGGCCUGUUUCUUUAUUAGGUGGUGCGUAUGAUGGUGACAGAAAGAUGAAUGACUUGAAGCUCCUUUAUAGAGCGUACACUGCAGAAUCCUUGUCAAGUGGCCGCAUGGAAGAAAAAAAGCUGGCGUCUUUAAACCAUUUAAGGAACAUAUUUGGUCUGGGCAAACGAGAGGCAGAAGCCAUCAUGCUGGAUGUUACCUCAAAGGUCUAUAGGAGACGGCUUUCACAAGCUGUUUCUAGUGGUGAACUAGAAGCUGCAGAUAGCAAAGCGGCCUACCUUCAAAACCUAUGUGAUGAGUUGUACUUUGAUCCGGAGAAGGCCAGUGGAAUUCAUGAAGAAAUUUAUAGGCAAAAGCUUCAGCAAUCUGUAGCUGAUGGAGAAUUAAGUGAGGAGGAUGUUGCUGUUUUGCUGCGGCUACGAGUUAUGCUGUGUAUUCCUCAGUCAACUGUUGAGGCAGCACAUGCAGACAUAUGUGGCAGCUUGUUUGAAAAGGCAGUGAAAGAUGCAAUUGGAGCAGGUGUUGAUGGAUAUGAUGCUGAUGUCAGAGCUUCUGUGAGGAAGGCUGCACAUGGCUUGCGCUUAACACGGGAGGCUUCCAUGAAUAUUGCUAGCAAGGCGGUGCGUAAGAUGUUUAUGAACUACAUUAAACGAGCACGAGCAGCUGGCAACCGUACAGAGGCUGCAAAAGAGUUAAAGAAGAUGAUAGCAUUCAACACCUUGGUUGUGACUGAGUUGGUAUCAGACAUCAAAGGAGAAUCCACAGACACUGCAACACGUGAGCCUGAUAAGGAGGAAGAAAAGCAAAUUGAGGAGGAGGAAUGGGAAUCCCUUCAAACACUUAGAAAAACUAGACCCAGCAAAGAGCUUGUAGAAAAGCUAGAAAAGCCUGGUCAGACAGAAAUAACUCUCAAGGAUGAGCUUCCAGAAAGGGAUAGAACUGACCUUUACAGGACAUAUUUGCUAUUCUGCAUUACCGGGGAGGUGACUAGAAUUCCUUUUGGGGCACAGAUAACCACAAAGAAGGACAACUCAGAAUAUUUGCUGCUAAACCAGCUUGGUGGGAUCCUAGGGUUGACUGGUAAAGAGAUUGUGGAAGUCCACAGGAGCUUGGCUGAGCAAGCUUUCAGGCAACAAGCUGAGGUGAUUCUUGCUGAUGGGCAGCUGACCAAGGCCAGGAUUGAGCAGCUUAAUGAAGUGCAGAAACAGGUUGGCUUGCCAGCAGAGUAUGCACAGAAAGUUAUCAAGAGUAUAACAACGACCAAGAUGGCAGCUGCAAUUGAAACUGCUAUCAGUCAAGGAAGGCUCAAUAUAAAGCAGAUCCGAGAACUGAAAGAAGCAAGUGUAGAUUUGGACAGCAUGAUCUCUGAAAGCCUACGGGAGAGCCUCUUCAAGAAAACUGUAGAUGAAAUUUUCUCGUCAGGUACUGGAGAGUUUGAUGAAGUGGAGGUCUAUGAGGGGAUCCCAUUGGACCUCAACAUAAAUGGUGACAAGGCAAAAGGAGUUGUUCAUGAUCUUGCCCGGACAAGACUAUCCAACUCAUUGAUUCAGGCUGUGGCACUUCUUAGGCAGAGGAAUCGUGCGGGAGUGGUUUCCUCUCUAAAUGAUAUGCUAGCAUGUGAUAAGGCUGUGCCUUCUGAGCCAUUAUCGUGGGAGGUGCCGGAGGAGGUUGCUGAUCUUUUUGCCAUCUACCUGAAGAGUGACCCAGCACCCGAGAAGCUCUCUCGCUUGCAGUAUUUGCUUGGUUUAAGUGACUCGACAGCUGCUGCUCUAAGAGAAGUUGGAGAGAGGGAGUUGCCAAUUGGAGAUGAAGAGGAAGAGUUUGUAUUUUAAGCCUAAGUUUUGGUGAAAUAGCAAAAUAUUGAAUUUGAUUUCUUCCAUUAUAGGUUGCAAGUAUGCCUUUUUUCUUCCUUUUCUUGCCUAUGAGCAGGAAGGCAAGUAUGUUAUAGAAGCACCUGAGAAGUUAAUAAUAGUCGGCUGGUUCUUCACUUUAUUGUGUAAUUAGAGAUUCAUUUUGAAUGAGAGAAUCGAGUAAAAUUUCUUAAUA